AAGUUCCACGAUUUUGGCAUCACUGCAUCUGACGUUAGUGUGUUCAUAGGGAAGUACACCAUUCCGUAUCCAUAUUGAUUCAUAUAUACUACACUACAAUACAUAUAUACAGAUCAGUACUCGUCUCGUAUUUACUUGUAUCGAUUCAUCCCUAAGUGUAAAUAGUUUUUCUCUUUUUAUCUUACAACAACCAAAACAAGCAUAUGUAUUUACCAUAUGUCUUCGGUUUUCAGACUAUCACAAACCUGUGAAGUUUCAUCAAAAUAGUAAGGUCUCUAGCAAGUGUUAUACAAUCGUACUGGUUUUUCACGUAACUACCCCUGCCUAUCGGAGUUUGCGCACGAUUUCUGGAAACAUGGAUUGACAUGAAUUCCCCGAGCAGAUACAUGUCUUUAUCACACUCUGAUGUUCCGUGAAUUUCCAACAUCUAUGGAAAAUGAUAUAAGAUAGAUUCGUAUUCUAUUCUUAUAUCCUAAUUAGUAUCGUGUAAUUAAUUACCAAUCGGUAUAAUGUCUCAAGCCUAUAUUCACGCGUGCGAAAGAGCAGAAUUGCUAGGAUUGCCAAUACCAAGUGAAGAGGAGUGGAAAGAGACACAGACGAUAGAGAAAAAUCGUACUAAUGACGAUAAUGACAAUACGAUCAUUCAGAACUUGGAUACCUCAAAUGAAGCUGCACAACGCGUUAGUGGUGGAUUGGAUGAACUAAACAGCAUUCUCAAUGCAACGCAAAAGAAGAUUAAUAGAUUCAAGACUGUUUGUGGCAGUUUGGGUACUUUACUAAAAGUAAAAGUGGGAUCUAAAAACAAUACACCAGAUCGUAAAACUACUGAAGGAAAUCGCAAUGAGCCGAAGGAUAUUAUCAAUGAGACAGAAAUAAAUGAAGAACAAUUGACAGUAGAUUUAUCAAAAGAUGAAAAAACGAUAGAAAAUAUAAAGUCGAACUCAACAACACAAAAACAAAUAGAUAUCAAUGAAAAAAUGGGAUCUCAUUUGGAUAAACUGGAUUGUCUUAUUACAAAAGCUGAAAAUGCUCAAUAUAGUAUGCAACAUCAAACAAAACAAAUGAAAAAAUUUCUGAAAUAAUGAAUAUGCAUUCAAAGCAUAUUAUCCUAUAAUUGUGAGGACUAUUGCAGCUAGUAUAUGCUUGAUAAAGUACAAUUUAAUACUGCAUAUCCAAAGACAUAUGCAUAUUGU
Dufourea novaeangliae is the source of this 1193-nucleotide messenger RNA. RefSeq lists its product as uncharacterized. The record is from RefSeq and is a predicted model, not a curated record. Bases 510 to 1082 code for a protein of 190 amino acids. The transcript has 3 exons. NCBI's taxonomy places the organism in Eukaryota, Metazoa, Arthropoda, Insecta, Hymenoptera, Halictidae.